This is a messenger RNA of Paramecium tetraurelia, 936 nucleotides long. RefSeq lists its product as uncharacterized. NCBI's taxonomy places the organism in Eukaryota, Ciliophora, Oligohymenophorea, Peniculida, Parameciidae. The record is from RefSeq and is a predicted model, not a curated record. The transcript has 3 exons.
UAUCAGGCCUCUCAGACUAGAGUUGGUGCACCUAUUGUCCAAGCCUAACCUGUUGCCUAUGACUAUUAACCAUAAGGAUAAUAAUUACUCACCUAUUAAGGACAAGUGGCAUAGCCAAAUUAACCAAAUCAAGCUAAUAAUGUUUCUAAUCAACCACCUAAGGUUAGUUAACAACCUAAAGUUAGUUAAUCACCUUAAUAACCACAAACCAAUUAAGUUCCACCUAAUUUGUAAUAACAACAAUAAUAGCAAAAGCCUUAGUAACAAUAACCAAUUACAAACCAACAAUAACAGAAAUAAGAUAAAGGAUUUUUAGCCAAAUUAUUCGAUUGAAAUAUAUUCAUAGUGCAAUAUAAAUUAAUAUAUAUUUUUUGAUUCAUGGCAAAAUCAUAAAGAUCUAAGGUUAUGCGAAGAUGGAGAUCCCUAAAGAGAGAACAUCUCCAAAAUGUGAAAGUCAAUUCAGAUCUUCAUGAUUUAAAUUAAAAAUUAGAGGCAACCAUACAAAAUAGAUUUCAAAGACCUAUCCAACCAAAGAAUAAGUUUUUACAUCCUAGCGAUCCAACUGCCUAAAUUCCUAAAUUUAAACCAUAACCAAUUGUUGAUUUUAGAAGUUAAUCUUUACCAUACACAGCCACUUAAUUUGUUGGGGCAAGAAGAAAGCCGGUUCAAGAAAUAGUUUUCAAGCCAGAACCAGAUGUAGAGGAAGAAAUCGAAAUGGAUGAUUAACAACAAAAUGAAUAGGUUCAACAUGAUGAAGCAGACGAUUUGAUUAAUGCAAUGGAAGGAGUCAGAGUCAAAUCUAAAAGAGAAGUCAAAAGAGAAAAUAAAGCCAGAGCUAUGGAAGAGAUCAUACCUUUAACAAAAAAUAAAUAAAUCAAAAAAAAUAGAAGAAAGGAAUAACCUGCAAGAAAAUCAAAAAAAUUAAUUACCUUUUGA